AUGCUUGUCACCACUCUUCUACAUGUACUAAUCGCUGCUGGCGUGGCGGCGAGCAAAUGUUCGAACCCGCACCACCCUCCCCCUCCCAAAGGCCUUACGUGGGGUCCUUGCCCGCCUACCCAGAAUCCCAACAACGUUACUAUCGACUGCACUACCCUCGAAGUCCCCCUUGACUAUGCCAACAAGGAGAGCAACGAGAAGCUCACGCUAAACCUGGUCCGCUACCCGGCGACAGCAGAGAAGAAGCUCGGCACCAUCCUCACCAACUUUGGCGGCCCCGGCCAGGAGGGCCUCUCCAACAUGCCCAUCUACGGACCUCUCUUCUCCCCCAUCCUGAAGGACCAGUACGACUUCGUCAGCUGGGACCCGCGUGGAUCCGGCCAGGCCCUCCGCUUCCAGUGCGUCCCGCCCGAGAACAUAACCUUCAUUCUCGGGAGCAACGGCGCCAACGCGUCGGCAACCGCCGCUGAAGAGCUCUGGGCUGAGGCCGCCGCCGCCGCCGACUUGUGCUACGAAAAGAACAAAGACCAUGGUCACCUCAUCGGACAGGUUUACUCCGCGCGGGACAUGGACAGGAUCGUUGAUGCCCUGGGCGACGACAAGCUGAAAUACUGGGGUAUUUCUGGUGGCACUACCCUUGGUGCUGUCUAUGGCGCCCUUUUCCCGGAGAGAGUCGGCAGCGUUCUUCUAGACGGCGUCUUAAACUCGCACCAGUACUACAGCAAGACCGGCGAGGACGAGUCAUACGCCGCCGCCGACCGAGCCGUGCGCGGCUUUCUCGAAGGCUGCCUGGCCUUCCCCGAGCGAUGCGCGCUCUACCGCGAGGGCCGAACCGCCGAUCAGCUCGAAGACGAAAUCUCCACCCUCUUCCAGAACCUCAAAACCAACCCCAUCCCCAUCACCCUCCCCGGCUCCGACACCCCCGCCGGCUUCAUCCGCUACUGGGACGUCCUCAGCAUCUUCUACCUGGCCAUGUACCGCCCGGGCCAAUUCAUCUCCAUCGCGACGGCGCUCGACGGCCUCCUAACCGGCAACCUGACCACCGCCAUCGCCGCGCUGACCCCGGCACCCACCAGCGGCACCCCCAACCCCGACGUCGGGCCCCCCGCCGCCGAAGCCAUCCUCGGCAUCCGCUGCGGCGACAAGAAGCCGCGCGUGGACACCCUCGAUGGCAUGCGCCCGACGUACUUGGAUUUUGAGGGGACGACGAGGUGGUUCCUGGAUUUUUGGGGCCAUUCGAACCACUUUGUCUGCGCGCAGUGGAAGUUUGAGGCGCGUGAGCGGUAUGAGGGCGACUUUCAUGUUGAGACGGCUAAUCCGAUCUUGUUUGUGGGGAAUACGUACGAUCCUGUGACGCCGUUUGAGUCGGCGAGGAAUAUGAGCGAGAGCUUUGUCAACGGGGCGUUGCUGCAUUUGAAUGGCUUCGGGCACUUGAGCAUCUCCGACGAGUCCGACUGUGUGAAUGAUGCCAUCUACAACUUUUUUGUGAAGGGCGAGUACCCUGAGAAGGACACCGUCUGUCAGCCCAACCUGCCCAUCUUUCACCCGGAUAGAAAGGAGAUCUUCAACGCGUAG
Molecule: messenger RNA, 1575 nt
Organism: Chaetomium globosum CBS 148.51
Lineage: Eukaryota; Fungi; Ascomycota; Sordariomycetes; Sordariales; Chaetomiaceae
Exons: 3
Coding region: 1-1575 (524 amino acids)
Source: RefSeq, a predicted model, not a curated record